AUGUCCAAGGAUACUUCAGCCGUACCAGCGAGCGAGAGGCAAAGGGCCCAAAAGCGAGCGAGGCUCACUGAUUCGUCUGCUGUGGCUCGCAAGUCGUCACAUGUUGCAGCAGAACCUGAAUUACAAUUUGUAGCCGCAGAAGCUAGAGCCCAUGUCCAGUCAGAAGAAAGGGACGAACGGUCACAGGCGCUUGCUCAACUGGAGGCGCUUGGUCAAAAUUUCAUGGCGAAUUUCGACCUGCCUGAUCGGGGGAAGCCGUACAAACCACAUACAAAAGCAACACGAAGCCCUACCGAAAUAAAAACAGGGCUUGAGCCCUCGUCCAGCUCUCAUCGCAGGGUUGAAGACGAACUGGAGGGGUUUCUCCGUCAUAAGGGCAGUCGUCCUGGACAUAUACCUGCAAAGGCACCUGCGAAAAAAAAGUCGGCUCCAGACGUCGUCGUUUUCGACGGAGCCUCCAGCUCGUCACAAUUCACCCAAGAGCCUGUGAACCGCAAAGACUUCAUGUCUUCAAAAGUUUCACGUAUAACUCAGACUGCAGAAUCGGCAGCGGAUCGCAAGGGCAAGCGGAAAGCAGGCGAGGGAGAGUCUGACCCGGAAGUAGAAGACGAAAAGAAAAACGCAUCAAAUGAUCGUCUACUCUCGCAGCUUCUAGCCACGACCAUUUUUGCACCUGGAUCAUCAUCAGGCGAUGACGGCCGCAAGCGCGACCUGUCCUCUGCCGCGACGAUCGCACGUAUCAUGGAGCUGAGCACGCCGGAGUCCAAGCGCGGUGGCGGAGCUGUCGGUCGCGGCUGGGGGGAGAUGGCUUUCAAGAAGACGCAGAAUGGAAGGAUGCCGACGAACAUGCAAAGAGGGCUCGAAAAUGCGCGCAAAGAGCGGGAAAAGAAGGAAGUUGAGCGGGAAAAGGAGCUAGGCAUCUACCGACCGGAGCUGAAGCGUGGAGAGGCAUCAAUGAGCAAGGGAAAAGACCUGAAGAAGGAUCGUCUCAGAGGUCUCAGCAUGGGUGUUGGGACAUUUCGUGACGGUGCUCUGCGUCUCAGCAAGCAAGAUAUCGCCAGGGUGCAGAAUAAAGGCAAGAACAAUGGCAAGAACAAGCGGAGAUGA
Tilletiaria anomala UBC 951 is the source of this 1107-nucleotide messenger RNA. RefSeq lists its product as uncharacterized. Gene Ontology annotation, cellular component: nucleolus. The coding region runs from base 1 to 1107 and encodes 368 amino acids. Lineage: Eukaryota; Fungi; Basidiomycota; Exobasidiomycetes; Georgefischeriales; Tilletiariaceae. The transcript is spliced from 2 exons. The record is from RefSeq and is a predicted model, not a curated record. Gene Ontology annotation, biological process: maturation of SSU-rRNA from tricistronic rRNA transcript (SSU-rRNA, 5.8S rRNA, LSU-rRNA).